Molecule: messenger RNA, 2883 nt
Organism: Manduca sexta (tobacco hornworm)
Lineage: Eukaryota; Metazoa; Arthropoda; Insecta; Lepidoptera; Sphingidae
Product: pro-epidermal growth factor-like
Exons: 1
Coding region: 378-1088 (236 amino acids)
Biological process (GO): epidermal growth factor receptor signaling pathway
Molecular function (GO): epidermal growth factor receptor binding; receptor ligand activity
Source: RefSeq, a predicted model, not a curated record
GAGAGGUGCGGGUGGCGGCGAGCGGAGGGCGGCGAGCCCCGCGUUUCAUUCUCGUCGGCAGAUGGCGGAUGCAGUGGACGCUCUCCGUCAGUCGCGCAUAGACAACUCACCGAGAUCAGUGUGCUCGCAACACUCAGCACCAUUUUGUGUGUAUCUUUUCGAACGGGACAUUGUGUGUUUGUGCUCCGUGAACGGACGUGAACUCACGACGCAGCAGUGUCAAACGACGUUCGGCGUUUCACUUUCGACAUGCGAGCAGAGGGAUCGAUGCGAUAUCUCGGGCGCCCGUAGAAACCGCGCCUCCGUCAUGAGCGAGUGAUCGUCGACGUAAAAAAAAGCGAACACAGGAAACAUGUCCGGGCGGCCCGCCGACGCGGAUGCGAGCGAAGGGUUCCAGUUCGAAAUUCGAAUGCGGUCAUGUCAUCGCCUCUCGGAUUUCUCAUAAGUCACCGUCCAAUGUCAAAAUCGUGCACGUCCCGCGAGCGCCGACCCUCCGGAUCGUGCGGAAAAUGCAAUCGUUGGUAGUUUGGUGGGCGGUGAUGUCGGUCGCCUGGGCGCUGGCGGGUGCCUGCUCGAGUUCCAUCUCGAAGCGGCCCGCGCGACCGGCACGGCCGCAGCGGCCCCAUCCGCAGCCGCAGCCGCAGCCGCGGCUCAACGUCACCUUCCCUACGUUCAAGUGCGAGCCGGACUACUCGGAGUACUACUGCCUGAACGGCGGCGUGUGUUUUACGGUGGUGAUCUCCGACAGCCCCAUCUACAACUGCGAGUGCCGCAGCGGGUUCGUCGGGCAGCGAUGCGAGUUCAAGGACCUGGACGACUCGUACGUGCUGACGAGCCGGCAGCUGAUGAUGGAGACGGCGUCGAUCGCCGGUGGCGCGACGGUGGCCGUGUUCCUCGCCAUUCUAGUCUGCUUCGGCGCGUGGGUGCGGCUGCACCGGCGCGGCAAGGCGCCGCCGUCGGAGGAGCGCGGCCAGGUGGAGCUGGUGGCGGUGGCGGCGCCGGGCGGGCGCGUGUCGCUGGCCACGGCGCCCCGCAUGCACGGCGCGCACCCGCCGCCGCCCGCACUAGCCCCGCCGCCGCCGCACUAGCCGCCGGCGCCUCCAGUGUAUAUAGAUAGUUUAUGUGUUAAGUUAUGUGCUGAGGACGGAAGAUGUAAGAAAAAUUUAUGUGAUAAUUAUUUUACAAGCUUAUAAUUUAUUCGGAAGGAAUUCUUUUGUAUAUACCGUUGGAUCCGUCCGGUUCCACCUUGCGGAUAAAAUUUCAGUUUCCCUCCCGGUGUUCAUUUGUGGAUUGUAUCAGCAUCCAGUCCAGUGUUUGUGGGACGUGUGAGAACUGCCACCUUGUACCUAAUACUGCUCGCUUCAACUACACCUGUUAUAUGUUAUGUUGUUGUUUGUGCUGUAUCCACUGAUACGGAGAGUGACCUGAGCUCACCGCUCACAAACUAUUUCUUUUUCACAUCUUAUUUGCCAUCACAUUAAGAGUAUUAAUAAGGAAUAAGUUUUUGUGUAGCGGUGGGCAGGUGUGUGCAGGGUGUUGGUGAGUUUGUUUGUCCGUCACUCUGCACCCACUGGAUGUUAUUGUUUGUUAAUGUAUCCCGAGCUGUGAGGCGCCGGCGUGGUCUGCAGAGGGCCCGGAGCCCCUGCAGGCCACGCGGGCCCGCACGGCAUGCAGCAAUGCUGUAGUAUUUAUUGGACUGUAGUGCACAUGUGAGUGUUGGGGACGCCGAGCAGUGCGUUGGUUCCUAUAGCUGUACCGGGCCGAGGCCCGCACAUUCCAUCUCGCGGAUAGGAUAAUUUUACUGGAGUCAGUAUUAUUUUGUAAUACAAGUGUUAAGCGGGCAGCUUUAUUAUAUUUUUAAUUUAUACCUGUUAUCCCGGUGGGAUAGUGCUGUAUUGUAUAUGUUCAAAGUCUGAGCACGUACCGUCGACAAGGAACGCUUCUUUUUGUAAAUAUAGCCCGUGUAGGUAUUUAUUAGAUAUUUAUGUUGGAUUAUUUAUUGACUGCUUAUUUAGUUAAUGUACGCGCGGACGGCGCCGGGGCCGCUGGGCACCGGUGCCUCGGGGCUCCGGAGCUCAGGGGGGUCCCAGGGCCGUCUCGACAAAUUCGCCUCACUAAGCGGUUAACUGUUGUAUUCUCAUUCACCCUGCUAAGCAUGGCCUCGCGUAUUGUAUAUUCAAUUGUAAUCUCAUCAUGAAUCUCUCAUUGUCUAGUUUAUUGUAAAAAUUGAAAUAUAACAUUGGAUGGUGUGUAAUGUAAAGUGGUGCCCGUCGAGGUGAGCCGUCGUGGUCCCCUCCGCGCCCCCCACCCGGGGCCCCGGCCGUGCCCUUCACAGUUUCUGUCACAAAUUGUCAAUGUAUAACCAUUCUCACAUAUUCGUAGUCAUUGUAUUUGAGAAACGCCGCAGACACUGUGGAAUGGGCGGCACAUGGCUAAAAACCAAAAUAUAUUGAGCUCUCUGUCUAUAAAUAGUGUAUCCGACGACGGCUCAAGCCUCGAAGGGGACGCAAAAAAAUAGCAAAGUUAGAUAGGCUGUGAAAUCACAGAUUUAGACGGGGGGCGGGCGCCUGUCUGGCGGUUUUACCAUAGACCUGGUGCGCCGCGGCGCAGUUUCAUUAGUUGACGAGUGUUGUCACAGAGGCGCCCGCGCCCCGUCGCCGAGCCCGCGCUGUUCGACCGCCACAUUUCGCCCCCGGCCAGUCGACGUGCGGGACUCGUAGCGCCGAUUCAUAUGAGAUUGUUUAUACGAACAUUCCAAAGUAUUUGUAAUAUAUUACCUACAAUGCUAAUAAUUUUGAAGUAUGUGUUAAGAAGCUACAUUGUUAAUUAUACAGUUUUCUAUUGAUCAUUUGUUAAAAGAAAAUUAUACGAAACUAAAUCCUU